AUGGGGAGUCAUCAACGCUUUCCCACGAAACCCGCGCGCAAGGGCGGCUACCGCCAGAUCAACAAAGCCCUCAACAUCAACGCCUUUGAAGACUACCUAGAAGCUCAAAUAUCCCGGCUACCCGCAUUGGCAGACGCUGAGCAGCUCAGUCCACGCGUCUGGCGGAUCUUGGGGCAGAAUCCCGGGCCAUUUACACUGCAGGGAACCAACACCUACCUGGUGGGCACCGGCCGCCGCCGCCUGCUGAUCGACACAGGUCAGGGCAUCCCCGAGUGGGCGAAUCUGAUCGCCGAGACCUUGAGAACCACCGGGGCUCGUCUUUCCAGCGUGUUGCUCACACACUGGCACGGGGACCACACGGGGGGCGUCCCCGACCUUUUGCGCCUGUAUCCGGAUGACCUUGUCGAUGAAUUCUACAAACACACGCCCGGCCAGGCCCUGCAACCCAUCAGUGACGGACAGGUCUUCCAGGUUGAAGGAGCAACGGUCCGCGCCGUGCACGCUCCCGGCCACUCGCACGACCAUACGUGCUUCAUCCUCGAGGAGGAGCAUGCCAUGUUCACCGGCGACAACAUUCUCGGUCAUGGAACCGCCGCUGUUGAGGAGCUUGGGCCCUGGAUGGCCUCGCUGCGCACGAUGCAGAGCCACGGCUGCACCACGGGCUACCCGGCCCAUGGGGCACCGAUCCGUAACCUUCCGGGUAAGAUCGCCGCUGAGCUAGCCUCCAAACUCCGGCGCGAAGACCAAGUGCUGGCCGCACUGGAUCAGGUCGCCCGUGGCAGCGGCGGUCCCUGCAGUGUGACCGUGCAGCAGUUAGUGACAGUCAUGCACGGGGACGGUCUCGAUCCUGGCGUCCGGCAGACUGCCGUGGAGCCGUUUAUGGAGGAGGUCUUGCGCAAGUUAGCGGCGGAUGGCCGGGUCGCAUUUCGAUUGCGCCAGGGGGUCAAGAGGUGGUAUGGAGUACCGGUGCACUGA
Aspergillus aculeatus ATCC 16872 is the source of this 975-nucleotide messenger RNA. RefSeq lists its product as uncharacterized. NCBI's taxonomy places the organism in Eukaryota, Fungi, Ascomycota, Eurotiomycetes, Eurotiales, Aspergillaceae. The record is from RefSeq and is a predicted model, not a curated record. The coding region runs from base 1 to 975 and encodes 324 amino acids. Gene Ontology annotation, biological process: secondary metabolite biosynthetic process. The transcript is spliced from 2 exons.